AUGAAAAUAUUUAUUUUUGUCUUCUUGAUAAUAUGCACCAUUGGAAUUCAAGAAAAAGAAGUUAAUAUUGUUGUGUUCCGAGGAAGCAUUAGUGUUGCAGGAUGCCCUGCUUCGGUUGAAAAAACUGAUAACUAUACGAAAUGUGCAUAUCAAUGUGCAAAGAACACUAGUUGUCAGUUGUUCUCCUGCCCUCCAACAGGUUUUUGUAAUUUUUGUAAAUAUGAGUCUAAUUUUACCAUCAACAAAUACAUGCCAAGAUCUUACAUAGGAAUAAAGACAUUCAUCGGGACCUCCGAUCCAAGACCGUAUUGUAGUGUUCAAAGUGAUACUGAUUUAUCUAAUAUAGCAUUGGAAAGCUCUUCUAGUUCAAGCAUGGAAACGACAACAUUGACUCCGUUAUCUAAAUCUUGUCCGCAAUACUUCCAACUAAUCGAAAGACCUUCUUUACAAUGGUGUUUUAGUAUUGGCCACAAGACAAAUUGGACCGCAAUGAAUCAAAUUAGUGCUAGUAUGGUUUGUCAACAUUUGAACGCUACGAUUACUGGGCUGGAAACAUUAAAAGAGCUUGAACUUGCGAAAGGUAGAAAAAUCCGUCCGAGACCCAGAAAGAUCGAAUACGAUGGAUGCUCUUACAGAUAUUACAAUUGCAUCAAUCCUAAUGAUGAUGCUUUCAAAAAAUUUGAGAUUUAUCCGGAGAAGGAAGAGUUCUUUUUCGUAGUAUACGUGUCUCAAAAUGGUCGAAUGGACUACGAUGUUCUGAAAUCAUCAAAACCUAACAGACUAACUGAAGCAGAGUGUCAAUUGAUUCAUCGGUCCCUGAAAGGAAGAACUGUGAAAGGAGCUUUCGAAGAUCUAAAAUCAGGAGCCCUUAAUUUCAGUACCCGCCAAAUCAGAAACCAGAUGAAGUAUCAGCCGGAUUGUGUGAAGUCGAAGAGGGGCCGCGUGAGCGUGACAACACCAGAAUCACUCGCAUCUUUUGGAACAGAAAAUGGCUUCCGUUUAUUUCCUAGUGAUAACCAGUUUGGAGCGAUUUAUCUCGAUUCGGACACACUGAAUCUUUAUAUGAAUAGUCUACCGACAAAACAAACUGUACUGGAAUAUAGAAAGCUUUUAACUGGAUGCGAAGAUUGGACUUCAGAAGAAGUCAAUGAUUUUUUAUCUUGUUACAGUCCGACAGCAAAUAGUGGGAUUAUUAAGCAUAUGGCUGGACAGUUACAGAUUGAUAGCACUUUUGAUUUGUCAGAUUGUGUUGUGACAACAAUCUCUGGAGAUAUAGGAGACUUCACAUCGCGCUGCAGCGGAAAAAUUCGCCAUGUUCUUUUAGGAUUCAUGAUUUCCUCGUCGAAAAAUGCACUAAAUCACAAGAGUUUUGCUCGCGAAAUUGACGAUUUCUUCCUGCAAGUUGAUCCUAUGCGAAAAAAAUCAAUUCCAUCACUGAUGACAGACGGCGAAGAAUCUUUUAAAUAUUACAGCAAGAUGAAAUAUUUGGAAGACACUCAAGUUCUCAGGUGUCUAGUACAUCGUCGAAACAACUUGACAUUCAUUCAAAGUAAAAAGAAUAUAAGCCAGUCAGAUUUGAACAAAAUUUUCGGAAGACAGAUUGGAGAUGAAGUUGAAAAUGGAAUUUUCAAUGUAAUGAGUUCAGAAGCGAUGGAAGCGGAGAUUGUCAAGUGUAAUUUUGCGCCGGCUCUAAAGAAGUGGUUGCUCGAUAGAAAAGAAGAUCUCUUUUCAACCCAUUCUCUCCGAUCUCGUCUGAUGGCUGGGCUGCUUCUAAACUAUGCAUCUACGAAUCGAAUUGAGAACCUUAAUUCACGAAUCAAAAUUGCGAUUCCACGAAAACUAAAUGGACGCACUUGCUUGGAUAAGCUGUUGGAAUUUAUCGAGGAUGAGAAAAAGGAAUUUUGCAAGUCGAUUUUGACUGGAAAGAGCGAGCUGAUCCGAUACGCGAAUUUCAAAAAAACCGGAAUUUUGUCAGCACAAAGUCAAGUUAAAGCUUUGCAAAAACAUGGAUUUCGUACUUUUUCGUUAUCUCAUGUGUUUGAAAUGCCGAAAACCGUAUGGAGAAGUGUGCCGAAACAGAUGAAAAUUGGAGAAGUCUUCAAUAAGAACGUAAUCUACCAUAAAUCCGGUCAGUAUCUUGUGGAGAAAGAUAACAAAUCGUUUUUUGUUGUGAAAACGACCGAAACAAAUAUCGAAUGCAAGGAUCCCAAGUGUGCUUCAAAACCUGCUAUCACUUGCUCACAUGUCUUCGCUGUACUCAGUACACCGCCAACGAAAAAAUGCCAAGAAGUUCUGAAUAUUCGCGAAAAGUUCUUGAUUUCACUGUCGAGGAGUUUGCAAAUCAAAUCAAUCAACGACGGAAAAGACGCAAAAAGAUACCCGAACCGGAAGUACUCUAAAAGGUCACAUAAUAACGGCGGGAGAACUGUAUCCGAAUUCAAGAAGGUCAAUAGAAAUGUCUCUGGCGAGUCUGAAAGCGGUGAUGAUGAAAGGAAAGCAGAUGGGAAUAUUUCUAGUGAUGAGGAAAAUGACAGUGAUUGUGAUGUGAAUAGCUUGAAUUCUAAACCCAAUGUCUUCGAUGAGUCGGGAGAUAUCGUCGAGGAUGAAAUUAAUUGUAAUUCCAAUGAUGAACAUGUCAAUCUAGUCCUUGACCCUUCUGUGGAUCACUUGAACUCUCAUGAUUCUUGCAUGGAUCUUUCUGAUGAUCCAAGAAAGUAUGACAGCGAUUCUGAUGAGGAGAAUGAUAUUUUCGGAUAUCAGAAUGUCAAUCCAGUGCCGAAGCCAUCAAAUCGUGUCUCGAAUGAUCAUAGUUCACAGAUCGAUCUUCGUGAUGUUCUUGGAGAAAAGGGCUCGAGAAAGCCUGAAAGCGAUUCUGAAGAAGUGACCGAUGUUUCCACAGGACAACAUGUGAAACCAAUGUCUCUCAAAGAAAAGUUUCCGAUUGGAUACAUGCAUCGACUUUCGGAUGAUUCAGACGACAGUGAGACAAAAGACACCGAAACAACACCAGAAGACUGUCCAUCACCGCCUAGAAAGAAGUCAAAGAGAAACUCAGGUCCUCCUUCCCGCUACCAAGCUCCCUUCAAAUAA
Molecule: messenger RNA, 3090 nt
Organism: Caenorhabditis briggsae
Lineage: Eukaryota; Metazoa; Nematoda; Chromadorea; Rhabditida; Rhabditidae
Exons: 13
Coding region: 1-3090 (1029 amino acids)
Source: RefSeq, a predicted model, not a curated record